Molecule: messenger RNA, 838 nt
Organism: Polyodon spathula (Mississippi paddlefish)
Lineage: Eukaryota; Metazoa; Chordata; Actinopteri; Acipenseriformes; Polyodontidae
Product: aminopeptidase Q-like
Exons: 4
Coding region: 1-372 (123 amino acids)
Biological process (GO): proteolysis; peptide catabolic process
Cellular component (GO): cytoplasm
Molecular function (GO): zinc ion binding; metalloaminopeptidase activity; peptide binding
Source: RefSeq, a predicted model, not a curated record
AUGGCUGCCAGUUUCCUGACUAAGAAAGUGUUCCAAAAAGGUCCCAGCUCCUAUCUUCAGAACUUCUCCUACAUGACCGCUGAGCAGGAUAACCUGUGGAGUCACUGGCAAAAAGCUGUAGACAGUCAGAGUGAAGUCCAGUUACCAGCCCCUGUAACAGAUAUAAUGGACUCCUGGACAUUACAAAUUGGAUAUCCUCUUAUUACACUGAAUACAUCUUCGGGUACAGUUACUCAGGAAAAGUGUUUCUUAACAAAACCAGAUAAUCAUACCUCACAUGGCAGGUCUAUUCCCAGAGAUGCAGGCUACCUCAGACCAGAACUGGAUCCUAUUGAAUGUGAAUGUUUCAGGGUAUUACAGAGUGAACUAUGACUCUUCAAAUUGGGAGAGAGUGCUGAAUCAGCUAAUGAAAGACCCAAAUGUAAGUUUUAGGGCUAUGUGUUUCUAUGGAAAGAAAACGGGUCAAAAGCAAGCCGUUUAGUACAUGUGUGAAAUAAAUGUGUUCUAAUUCAAAUUAUUAAACCAAUUGCAAAUAAUCUGCGUAAUAACUGCAAAUGACUUCCUUAAAGGGAAUAUGCACUUUUGAUUUCACUAAUAAUUUGUAUUUUUGUUUUUAUGUUUUGUAAAACAUUUUGCUUCAGCUUACAAACUAUACUGCGAUUGUCAACAGUACAACAAUAUAACCAGAAUCCUAAGUACAAAUAAAGUAGCUUUUCAUAUAUUACAUAAUUUAUAUAGACAUCAUAAAAAGGUAAGGACAGUAAAACAAAAAUAAAUAAACCAUUCAGUAUUGUUACACUUUAAAUGAAUUGGUCAGAAAAUUUAAAACAAGUCUGCA